AUUAAAAAUUUCAUGAAUUGUCAAAAAUCAAGAUGACAUUGACACAGUUUUGUAUUUGAGACGAGCUGUUAAAAACAGAAUUACAGCUGCGCGCGCGCAUUUUAUUUAGUGAAUAUUUCAAUUAUUAUGAAUUAAAUUUGGAUAAAUUUAAGGUAAUAUGGAGUCAGGGGAUUCGUUUAUAUCUUGUGCUGUAACGGUAGAAUGGACGACACCACAAGGCUCAAUUAUAAGAAAGGUAAAUUAUAAAACAGGUUCAAUCCGACUGAUCCGCAACGAAUUUAGAGAAAUGUAUAUGGAAAUUACAAGUGAAAAACAUAACGCUAUUCGCCUAGCUCUUAAAGGCAUAAAUGUUUUCAAAAAAUUCAUGGCAGAAGGUAAAGCCAGCAUUAAAUUUCAAGAAGCAGGUUGUACUCUUUUCAUAUCCAAUGCGCCCCCUACGAACUUGGUUUCAUUUUUAAGGACAGUAUUCGUCAAAAUGACUGGCGAUAAAGAGCAAGGCAUUAAUAAAACACCAUCGAAGCAAAGUGUGAGAACGAAAUUAUUAAGUGGCAAGGCUAAGGCAUUUGAAGAUAUAAGCCCAGUUACGGUAGCGGAUAUAUGCCAGGCUAAAAGUAAGAUCAGUAAGGCGACUACAACAACUCCGUCUCCACCUUCCAAGAAGAGAAAGUUUGAUGAAGCAAUCAAAGGACCAGCUCCAAAGAAACUGUACUCUCCUUCACCACUUUCAACCACAAGUUCAUUAAAUGAAGAACAAACACGAGUGUUAGAAGCUUGUCUUAGUGGAAAAAAUAUAUUCUUUACUGGUUCUGCAGGCACAGGGAAAAGUUUUUUGUUGAAAAGAAUUGUAGCAGCUUUACCACCAGACGUAACAAUGGCCACUGCUUCCACUGGAGUUGCCGCUUGUCAUAUAGGUGGGACCACCCUUCAUGCAUUCGCUGGCAUCGGAGAUGGUAGUGGUACUGUAGAAAAGUUGUGCGAGCGAGCAAUAAAAUCACCGCUAGUUGCACAAAAGUGGAGAAAAUGCAAACAUCUUAUAAUAGAUGAAAUAUCUAUGGUUGAUGGAUUGUAUUUUGAGAAGUUAGAAGCAGUAGCAAGACAUGUACGGAAGAAUAGCAAACCCUUCGGAGGUAUUCAACUGAUUUUGUGUGGAGAUUUUCUUCAGUUACCGCCUGUUGUUGAUAAAAAUAAAUCAGCAAAAAGAUUUUGUUUCCAAACAUCUUGUUGGGAUAAAUGUAUAAAAUUGUGUUUUGAACUGAAACAGGUUCAUCGACAGACUGAUCAAGAAUUUAUAUCUAUCCUGAACAAUAUUAGGAUAGGUCGUGUUACAAAGGAAAUCAGUGAUCGCCUUUUAAAAACAGCAGCACAGAAGAUUGAAAGUGAUGGAAUUCUUGCCACAAGAUUAUGUUCACAUACAAAUGAUUCAAAAUCAAUAAACAAUUCAAAAUUACGAGACCUGGAAGGCGAAGAAAAAAUAUUCUCGGCUCAAGAUAGUGAUAACGCCAGCACACUGCUUGACAUGCAAACUAUUGCACCAUCAAAAUUAGUUUUAAAAGUUGGUGCACAGGUGAUGUUACUGAAAAAUAUUAAUGUUAAUGCCGGUCUAGUGAACGGAGCUAGAGGUGUAGUCGUUAGAUUCGACGAAGGACUUCCGGUUGUGAGAUUUAAAAACAAAAAAGAAUACACAACUCGUACCGAACGUUGGUAUGUAAAAAAUUCUAGUGGUUCAUUGUUCUGUAGACGCCAAAUACCUUUAAAUUUGGCAUGGGCAUUCUCAAUACAUAAAUCUCAAGGUCUAACAUUGGACUGCGUGGAAAUGUCCCUCUCUAAAAUAUUUGAGGCGGGUCAGGCUUAUGUCGCACUUAGCCGAGCUCAAAGUUUAGAUACACUGAGAGUGUUAGAUUUCGAUUCACGGCAUGUUUGGGCUAACACUGAUGUCUUAGAAUUUUAUCAAAGAUUUAGACGACGUUUACAACAAAUGGAAAUAGUACCUCUUGGGAGACCGUUAUCAGAUAAGACAAACAAAAAAGUCAAACUUAGGGAAAUUUUAGCAAAACAAUUGAAUAAAUAGAAAUAAUUUUACACUGAUUUUAGUACAAUCAUGUCCUAGAAUAGUAGGUAUUUAUGUGUAGUGAAUGUAUUUAUAAUAUUUUUUCAUAUAAUGUACCAAUAAUUCAGACUGAUAAUUUUUAUACCUCUGAUCUCUACUUUCUAAACACAUCAAUCUAUCUACACUUUUAAUGGCUUAUAAUAAAAAACGAUUAUGGGACAGAAGUUAUGUAUUUUUAUUGUCAAUCGUUAUCAAACUACCUUGAUUCCACCGCUGUUAAUAUUUCUAUUUGUUCUUCUAGAGUGGCGAGUUUCUCUUGAAGACAUUUAACAAUGUACUUAUAUGUUUCUAUGUUCUGAUCCAUAUUCUUUUUGGAAGAUCGACUGUCCUCCAU
Messenger RNA from Danaus plexippus (monarch butterfly), 2441 nucleotides. It is a transcript of the gene Pif1, whose product is annotated as ATP-dependent DNA helicase PIF1. Gene Ontology annotation, molecular function: ATP hydrolysis activity; DNA helicase activity. The coding region runs from base 158 to 2068 and encodes 636 amino acids. Gene Ontology annotation, biological process: DNA repair; telomere maintenance. The record is from RefSeq and is a predicted model, not a curated record. Lineage: Eukaryota; Metazoa; Arthropoda; Insecta; Lepidoptera; Nymphalidae. The transcript is spliced from 3 exons.